This is a messenger RNA of Cydia fagiglandana, 1486 nucleotides long. RefSeq lists its product as uncharacterized. NCBI's taxonomy places the organism in Eukaryota, Metazoa, Arthropoda, Insecta, Lepidoptera, Tortricidae. The coding region runs from base 136 to 867 and encodes 243 amino acids. Gene Ontology annotation, cellular component: septate junction; membrane. The transcript has 5 exons. The record is from RefSeq and is a predicted model, not a curated record. Gene Ontology annotation, biological process: septate junction assembly; regulation of tube size, open tracheal system.
GUGGUACAAUUUGGAAGUUCAAAAUAUCGUUUACAGUAGAUGCUUUGUAAUACAAAUUAAUUUUCCUGCCCGCUGUACAAAAUAAUGUAUUGAUAAAUAUAAUUUAAAGAGUUACUGUGAGUCAAUACUUUCAAAAUGACUGCCGACAACGAAUAUCCAAAGGCGUCGAAUGCCACCCUAAUAGGGGCAACAAUCACCUAUGUUGCCGGCCUGUUCCUGCUGUUCUCGUUUGCGAGCCCGUACUGGAUAGAGUCGUAUCCAGAGAUGUUUGAUUCCUUCAAGCGCAUGGGUUUGUGGGAGUAUUGUUUUGAUCGCUUCCGUCUGCCACAGUACCAACUGGACAAACUCUUCAUGGGCUGUCACUACAUUUUUAGUCAGGAGUACUAUGUAAUCCGCGAGUACCUGCUACCCAGCUGGCUCAUGGCCGUGCAAGCAUUUGUCACAUUGGCACUGAUAUUCUCGCUCAGCGCACAAGUCCUACUGGCCUGUGUCAUUGUGCGCUGGCCUCUGCGCACAGUGCUACAAUAUGAAUGGAUUUUUGUCUCACUCUCAUUUCUCUUUGUUGCUGCGUCAAGUGUGUUCUUGUUUCUGGCAGUAGCAGUGUUUGGAGGGAACUGUUACCGCCGGGACUGGCUGAUGUAUCCCUCGUUCCACGUUGUCUCAUGGUCAUAUGCCUUUGCUGUAGUUGCAUUAGUAUUUUUCGGCGUGGCGGCAGUUCUGCUGUACAUGGAGUCAAAGAAGCUGUACGAACUGCGACUGGAGGCGCGCAACCUCGUGGCGCAGAUGCAGCACAGCCAGCCCGAGCACGCGCUGCACCAGCUGCGCGACCAGCUGCAGCACCAGCGGCAGAUCGGCUGGAAUAACUAGCUUUUUACAUGCACUGCGUAUCCUAUCACCCAUUUUUCCCUACAUGAAAAGGUACAGAUGUAGUCAAUAAGGAUGAGCAUGACUGAUGUGUAAGACAUAAAAAAAUUGCAAUCAACUAAAAACAAUUCAAAAAAUAGAAAAUUUAUAGGACAUUUUGCACCCUUGGACAAGUAAUAAACUAAUGAUAAAAUUCAAAAGUACCAAUUUAGAAGCCGGUGUUUGAUUUUAGGUAUAAUAUUUUAUUUAGCUUAAGAGAUGUUCUCAUGUAAUAUUCUUUGAUAAUUGAUAUAUUAAAUUAAAUGUCAUUUACGUAAACUCCAAUCGCCAAAUCACAAUAAUGUAUAGCUAGUUGAGGUACCCAUUGUUCUUAUUGACUACAUUUGAGUAUUGCUUAUUCCUGUUUUGCUAUUUGCUUAGUAAAUAAGAUUUUCUAACGGACUCCUUUUGUUGAGAGUAUUUUAAAUUUCAUGAAGUUUUAUCAUUAUGGUAUAAUGACUAGAUUAAAGAACCUAUUCUUAUAAAUCUUACUUUUCACCAUUAUACUGAAGGUCAUAUAAAAUUUAGUCAAUAGAACGAUAUCGUUUAGAUUGCGUGUUAGAGACAAACUAUCUCAAAUUUA